UAUACUUUUCAACUUUUUUCAUUAAGUUACCUGGCAAGCAAACUGCCAUACACACCGUUAUGCCAACUUUUUUUUUUCCAAUUCAAUAUCUUUCCUGGCUUCAUUAUAUACAUGAAAAUUUGCUCUCAAGUAUUGGGUAGAAAGGUGAUAUUAGUACUGUGAUACAAACACUUUUUAUUUAUUUUUUCUUAAAUUAGUUUUCAUUCAGACGAGUAUCACAAUUUAUUUAUUCUGUCAUUACUAGCAUUGCGAUAAGAGUAUACAAAGAUGGUUCGUAAAAAGAUUGACAACAGAAUUCGAGUUCUAGUUGAAAAUGGAGUCGCUCUGAAGCAUCGAACAAUGUUUGUAAUUGUUGGUGAUAAAGGAAGAGAUCAGGUUGUUAUUCUUCAUCAUAUGUUAACAAAAGCUGCAGUAAGAGCAAGACCAUCUGUUUUGUGGUGCUAUAAAAAAGAGCUCGGAUUCAGCACAAAUCGUAAGAAGCGCAUGAGACAUCUGCAGAAAAGAAUUUCUCGUGGAACAAUUGAUGUGAAUGAAGAUGAUCCUUUUGAAUUGUUCGUUGCUGCUACUAAUGUUCGAUAUUGUUAUUACAAUGAAACACACAAAAUUCUUGGAAAUACGUAUGGGAUGUGUAUACUUCAGGAUUUUGAAGCUCUCACUCCAAAUUUACUAGCGAGAACAAUUGAAACAGUUGAAGGGGGAGGAAUAAUUUGUAUAUUGAUGAGAACAAUGAAAUCUCUUAAACAGCUAUACACAAUGACGAUGGAUGUUCAUUCCCGAUUUCGCACAGAAUCUCACCAGGAUGUAGUUGGAAGAUUUAAUGAAAGAUUUCUUCUCUCAAUCUCAUCUUGUAAACAUUCUCUUGUUAUGGAUGACCAACUUAAUAUUUUACCUAUAUCUACUCAUGCACUCAACAUCAUUGCAAUUCCACCAAAAUCAUCUGAUGAUCCUCCCACACCUCGAGAAAAACAGCUGAGCGAUCUCAAAGAGAGUUUGCAAGACACUCAACCUGUUGGUUCCAUUGUCAAUUGUUGUAGGACGAUGGAUCAAGGAAAAGCACUUUUAAAAUUUAUUGAUGCAAUAACAGAAAAAAAUCUUCGAACCACCGUUGUUAUGACUGCAGCUCGAGGACGAGGUAAAUCUGCUACGCUUGGCCUUGCAAUUGCAACCGCUGUUGCAUUUGGUUAUUCUAACAUAUUUGUGACAUCACCAAGUCCAGAGAACUUGAAAACUUUAUUUGAAUUCGUUUUCAAAGGUUUUGAUGCUUUGGAAUACCAGGAACACCUUGACUAUGAACUAAUACAGUCUACCAAUCCUACUUUCAACAAAGCUGUUGUUCGAGUCAAUAUUUUUCAUGAGCAUAGGCAGACCAUUCAGUAUAUCCAUCCUUCUGAUGCAGCCAAGUUAAGUCAAGCUGAAUUGCUAGCAAUAGAUGAAGCAGCAGCAAUACCUUUACCUCUUGUACAACAAUUACUUGGACCUUAUCUCGUGUUUAUGUCUUCAACCGUUAAUGGGUAUGAAGGAACUGGAAGAUCACUUUCGUUGAAACUUGUUCAACAGCUAAGACAACAAAGUGCAACUACCGCAGUUGCUUCAAAAUCUACAGGUUCACCUCUUGGUCGAUCUUUGUAUGAAAUAGUCCUUGAAGAAUCGGUUAGAUAUGCACCGGACGACCCGAUAGAAAGUUGGCUGAAUCAUCUGCUUUGUUUGAACUGUACAUCUGCUGCUCCACUUGGACCUAUUGCUGUUGGUUGUCCACUGCCAGAAGCUUGUGAAUUAUAUUAUGUGAACAGAGAUACAUUGUUCUGCUAUCAUAAAGCAUCAGAAGCAUUUCUGCAAAAAUUAAUGUCUCUAUAUGUGGCAUCUCAUUACAAGAAUUCUCCAAAUGAUUUACAAAUGUUGUCAGAUGCACCAGCUCAUCAUAUAUUCUGUCUACUUCCUCCGGUAAAGCCUGAUCAAAAGACAAUUCCCGAUGUACUGUGUGUGCUACAGGUUUGUUUUGAAGGAGAAAUUAGCAGAGAUUCAAUAACAUCCAGUUUAUCUCGAGGUAAACGAGCUUCUGGAGAUCUUAUACCGUGGACAAUAUCAGAACAAUUUCAAGACCAUCAAUUUGGUAGUUUAUCUGGUGUUAGAGUGGUUCGGAUUGCAACUCAUCCAAGUUAUCAAAGCAUGGGUUACGGAAGUCAGGCAUUAUCUCUCCUUGAAAAAUAUUAUCAAGGAAAAAUUUAUGACAUCUCUGAAACCGAUGGUGUUGAUGCAAAAGUUGAUGAAAUCAAUACUGUUAAUGAUGAGGAUGUUGAUCUUCUUGAUGAGGUUGUAGUGCCUCGUAAACAUCUUCCUUCGUUACUUCUCAAACUCACAGAGAGAAAACCUGAACGCCUUGAUUAUAUUGGGGUGUCCUAUGGACUCACCGCUCCCUUGUUGAAAUUUUGGAGCAAGCAAGGUUUUAUUCCUGUAUAUUUGCGACAAACAUCAAAUGAUUUAACAGGAGAACAUUCAUGUAUUAUGCUCAAAUCACUCAAACAUGCAGAACAAGAAGAGAGUUAUGGUCUUCCAGAUCCCAAAGUUGAUUGGUUGAAUGCUUAUUACAAAGAUUUUGAACGUCGAUUCAUAUCUCUCUUGCCAUCUGCUUUUGAUAAAUUCAAGCCUGCUGUUGCUCUGCAAGUUGUUCACAGAAAGAAGAAAAAGUCCCAAAAUUUUGACACCAAUGAUACAAAAAAAUUAACAAAAACAGAGUUGGACAUUUAUUUUUCACCAUAUGAUUUGAAAAGAUUGAACAUUUAUUCUCGAAACAUGGCAGAUUAUCAUUUGAUAUUAGAUAUGCUUCCUGUACUAGCAAGGUUGUAUUUCCUACAUAAAUUGGAAUUAUCUCUGUCUGUUGCACAAAAGGCAAUUUUACUUGGAAUGGGACUUCAGCAUAAAAGUGUUGAUACAGUAGCAACUGAAAUAGAUUUACCAUCUUCACAAGUUCUUGGAUUGUUCAAUCGUACCAUGAGAAAAGUUUCUACAUAUCUUGAUGAAACAGAAGCAAUAUCAGUAGAAAAAUCAUUGGAAGGAAAAUUAAAGAAAGAAAAUGCUGCUGAUGAUGUUGAAAUGAAGCCUCUAAACGAAUCUAUGAAUGAUGAAUUGGCCAAAGCUGGAGAUGAAAUUUCCAAAAAACAAAAACAAGAAGUGAAAGAUGCACUGAAGGAUCUGGAUUUGUCACAAUUUGAAAUUCGUGGUUCAGAAAAGGAUUGGGAUUCUGCUUUGGUUACAUCAAAGAAAUUGAAUAUCGUUAGUGUGAAGAGUGCUGAAAAGAUCACGGAAGAUUCUGCUAAAAACAUGGAAAGUAAUGUUAAAGGCAAGAAAAGAAAAUCUAAUCAUGAUAAAAAGAAAUUGAAAAUGAAGAAACCGAAAUCCUAAUUACAAUUGAAAUUGUUUUUUU
Molecule: messenger RNA, 3421 nt
Organism: Styela clava
Lineage: Eukaryota; Metazoa; Chordata; Ascidiacea; Stolidobranchia; Styelidae
Source: RefSeq, a predicted model, not a curated record